This is a messenger RNA of Protopolystoma xenopodis, 648 nucleotides long. Lineage: Eukaryota; Metazoa; Platyhelminthes; Monogenea; Polystomatidea; Polystomatidae. The record is from the annotation of a GenBank genome assembly.
AUGUCUUUGCGCACCGUUCUUCAGAAUACCGUGACAUCUUCAUCUUGCUCUUCCUCAUCCUCCGUCUCCUCUUCCUCUCCCUCUUCCUCUUCGUCUGUCGAUGCUUCAUUGUCAUCCUCCUUCUUAUUACCUCUCUCGUGGCCUCCAACUCUACCACCGGCAUCAACAGCCAAUGUCUCCACUUCUGGUACUGCUGUUUCUUCCUCGUCUUUGUGUUUUUCUUCUUCCAACCUUGUCUCCAACUCCGUAUCCACCACUCCGGCCUCCACAUCUACCACUAUCUGUGUCUCAUCCACCUCCACUUCCUCUUCCUCAUCUCCGGCCUGCUCGGACCCAAUCGCCCUUAUGUCGGGGGGCGAGCCUGGACUUGAGCUCUCUCAGCCCAGUCAUUCCUCUUUGCUUUCAGACCAGUCGGGUGUACUGCAUUUGGUGAAGCCUAGUUUGGGCGAAGAGGAAGGCCGGGAGGCGGAAGGCGAGAAUGAGCAUUAUCUGCUACAGCAUGUGCUCAGUGAGGCGGAGAACAAGAGGCCAAAAUGUCCACUUUGUGGUGUUCAAGUCGACGCAUCUCGUUACUUCAUUCAUCUCAAGGUAGGUUUCUUCAUUGUAGAUAGGAGGAAAAACUGGGUUUCGAUGAAUCCCAUGUCAUAA